Yarrowia lipolytica CLIB122 is the source of this 831-nucleotide messenger RNA. Lineage: Eukaryota; Fungi; Ascomycota; Dipodascomycetes; Dipodascales. The record is from RefSeq and is a predicted model, not a curated record.
AUGCGACAAAGUCCUUGGAUAUUAUUGCAGCAAUACAGACUACUCACAGUAUUGAAAAUGACCAAAAAAAACGGACCAAAGCAGGCGUUUUAUGCUGUCCAGAAAGGACGGAAACCUGGUAUCUACACAAGCUGGAGUGAAGUGAGCCCUUUGGUUGAUGGGUUCUCUGGAAGCGCGUAUCAGAAAUUCACCAAUAGACCUGCAGCGGAAGCAUUUCUCAGACAAAACGGAUAUGGGAUAAGAAGUUCAACAUCAUCGUCAAAGGUCACGAAGCCUGGCACGAUAGCAGCCAGCGCCCAGAGGCUGUCAGACACUUCUGUGCCAGUACAAACAGCGUAUGUGGGUGGAAUAACAGCGAUUGUUCUGGGAGGUGCCGACCACCCCAUACCUGUUUACACUGAUGGAGCAUCGCGCAACAAUCAGUCCUCGAACGCAAAAGCUGGAUACGGAAUUUUCUUCGGUAACGGCAGCGAAGAUAAUGUCAGCAAGCCAUUGGCAGGGAUGCAGCAAACCAAUCAGCGGGCAGAGUUGACUGCAAUUUAUGAAGCGUGUAAGAUCAUCAAGGAUCGUAACGACCGACGCUACUACGACAUUCGGACUGAUUCCCAAUAUUCUAUCUCUUGCUUGAAGGAGUGGGGUAUGAACUGGGAGAGAAAUGGUUGGAAAAAUAGCAAAGGCGCUGAUGUCAGCAAUCAAGAUAUUAUCAAGCCAGCUAGGAAUCUCUUGAUAUCUCUGGGCGACAGAGUUCGGCUUACGAAGGUCAAAGGCCAUUCAAGUGACCCUGGAAAUGAUGCUGCUGAUGCUCUGGCAGUAAGAGGUGCAGAAAUGUAA